GACCAAGAGAGAGAAGACGGCGAAAAGUUUGCUACCAUCUCCAGCUUUCAAAGGAGGCAAAGGAACUGCGAGAGUCAGAGAGAGACCAGCAGCUUUUUAACCUAACAAUGAUGAUGCUUAUGAGAAAUAGCGCCUUUAGAGCUAUUGCUUCUUCUGCUAUUUGGGUUCUUCAACAACAUAUGGAAAUGGGUAUCUUUCCUCUUCUUCCUUAUUUCCCUUCUUUCUUAUUCUUCCAUCAUCACCGCAUCACUACUUCUACUUCUACAAAGAACCCUUCUUUGCCUAAAAAAAAUGGUGGGUUUGCUAGUAAUAGUAGCAAUACCAUUAGUGUUGAUGAUGCCUUGGCUUCAUUCUAUCGCAUGGCCCGCAUGAAUCCUAGGCCUUCUAUUGUGGAAUUUGGCAAAUUCUUAGGCUCCAUUGCCAAAAUGAAACAUUAUUCGACUGUUGUCUAUUUGUGCAAUCAAAUGGAUUUGUUUGGAGUUACCCACACUGUUUAUUCUCUAAAUAUAUUGAUUAACUGCCUUUGUCGCUUGAACCAUGUUGAUUUUGCUGUCUCUGUCUGGGGCAAGAUGUUCAAACUGGGUAUUCAACCAGAUGUUAUUACAUUCACUACGCUAAUCAAUGGGGUCUGCGAUGAGGGGAAGAUUAAAGUGGCAGUAGAGUUGUAUAAUGAGAUGGUACGGAGUGGGCAUGAGCCCGAUGUAAUUAGCUACAAUACUUUAAUAAAUGGUUUGUGCAAUAGCGGCAACACAAAUAUGGCGGUUCACGUGUUCAAGAAGAUGGAGCAAAAUGGAUGUAAACCAAAUGUGGUGACAUAUAAUACAAUAAUAGAUAGCCUUUGCAAAGAUAGGCUAGUUAAUGAUGCCAUGGACUUUUUGUCUGAAAUGGUGGGCCGGGGCAUUCCACCAGAUGCUAUUACUUACAACUCCAUAGUUCAUGGUUUAUGCUGUUUAGGUCAAUUGAAUGAGGCAACAAGAUUGUUCAAGAGGAUGGAACAAAAUGGGUGUAAGCCAGAUGUGGUGACAUAUAAUAUUAUUAUAAACAGCCUUUACAAAGACAGUCUAGUCAAUGACGCUGCGGACUUCUUAUCUGAAAUGGUGGAUCAGGGCAUUCCACCAGAUGUUGUUACUUACACCACAAUACUUCAUGGUUUAUGCUGUUUAGGUCAAUUGAAUGAGGCAAUAAGAUUGUUUAAGAAGAUGGAACAAAAAGGGUGCAAGCCAGACGUGGUGGCAUAUAAUACAAUAAUAGACAGCCUUUGCAAAGAUAGGCUAGUUAAUGAUGCCAUGGAAUUCUUAUCUGAAAUGGUGGAUAGGGGCAUUCCACCAAAUGCUGUUACUUACAGCACGAUGCUUCAUGGUUUCUGCAAUUUAGGACAAUUGGAUGAAGCAACACAAUUGUUCAAAGAAAUGGUCGGCAGGAAUGUUAUGCCGAAUACAUUGACCUUCACAAUUUUGGUUGAUGGACUCUGCCAAGAGGGAAUGGUUUCAGAAGCUCGGUGGGUCUUUGAAACAAUGACUGAAAAAGGUGUAGAGCCAAAUAUUUACACUUACAAUGCGUUGAUGAAUGGGUACUGUUUACGAUGCAAAAUGAAUGAGGCUAGAAAGGUGUUUGAAAACAUGGUUGGCAAGGGUUGUGCACCCGAUGUACACAGUUACAACAUCUUGAUCAAUGGAUAUUGCAAUAGUAGAAGGAUGGAUAAGGCAAAGGCAUUACUUACUCAAAUGUCUGUAAAAAAAUUGACUCCUAAUACUGUCACUUACAACACCAUUAUGAAAGGUUUGUGCUAUGUAGGUAGACUUUUGGAUGCACAAGACCUAUUCAAGAAGAUGUGUUCUUCUGGCAUGCUUCCAACUUUGAUGACUUACUCGAUUUUGCUAAAUGGCUUAUGCAAACAUGGACAUUUGGAUGAGGCAUUAAAACUGUUUAAGUCAAUGAAAGAGAAGAAAUUAGAACCUGAUAUUAUCCUCUAUACUAUUCUUAUUGAAGGCAUGUUUAUUGGUGGGAAGCUUGAAGUUGCAAAGGGACUAUUUUCCAAGCUUUCUGCUAAUGGAAUACGACCUCCUGAACGGACAUACAAUGUCAUGAUCAAGGGAUUUCUUAAAGAAGGGCUAUCAGAUGAAGCAUAUGAAUUGUUUAGAAAAUCGAAGAUGAUGAAGCAUAAUGCUAUCAUUUAAGGAUUUCUUCAAAAUCAGGCUCACCAACUGCUCUACCCCUUAUUGAUGAUAUGGUUGGUAAAACAUUCUCGGUGGAUUUGUCUACAAUUCAUAUGUUAUUGGAUUUGGAAUUUCAUGAUGAAAUCAUAAGCUGAUUUAUGCGUGGAAGCUCUCAGCAUAGAAAAAUGAGGCCUGUAGUGGGGACUCGGAUGUUGUAAGGCCUUGCAUGCUUGUAAGCAGAUUGAUGCCCUCUGCCAAGUCCAAAGGAGCGUUGAUUGAUCUUAAAAGCUCUGGCCAAGGGAAAACCCUAUUGGUGAUUUUGUGGAUUUGAGUGCCAUCGCAGGAUAUGGGAGACUUGUAACAUUCUAGCAGGGCUGAUCUUCAUAAUCUGGUCUGUUUGCAAUUCCUGACAAUCUGUCUCUUUGCAUGGUACAGCUAGAAUGCAAUCUGGUUAUGCAAACUUCUUUUUCUUGGUUUUAUUUCAAUUUUAACCAAACAUAAAUUUGCAUAAGAGGAUCGGUGGAUGAGUUGUGGACAGGCUUCUGAAGCAGGUAAAAUAAAGUGCACUGUAAUUUGUUUUAAACUUGCUUUUCACUACAUGCAGUGUUGACUUAGUCCCAUUAAUUGCAGUUGCUUUAAGAGUUAGAUAAGUGUCCAAAUGCUCAUGUCUCUGGUGCUACCAACAGGUACAAUACAGCUUAUUCUUUUUUCUUUAUAUGCCUCGCUAUCUUAUGUUGGUAUCUUUUGCGGAAGGCCUGAAGUAUGGACUCUAUUGCAUACAGCCUGGCAUAUUCGCAACCAAAAUGUAUCUUCCCUGCCAAGUCCAAAGGAGCAUAUAUCGAUCCUAAAAGCUCUGGCCGUGGAAAGACCUGUUGAUGCAAUUAUGGAUUCGAAUACCAUUGGGAGAAUGGAUACUUGUAAAAUCUGAGUGAGGCUGAUCUUAUUAGUCUGGUGGAAAAGGAGCAAGUGACUGCUUUGAGGCAGCAAGUAAACUUUUUGGAUGAGAAAGCACGCAUAAUCAAGACCAUCCAAAUUUAUGUGGAUUUUCUGCUUGUGCCCAUUAUCGAUGAGGAAGCUUGGUGGCCUUCAACACAUUUUUAGAUAUGGGCUGAGGAGCCUAAUGCGUUUGAUUAUUUGGCAUGUAUAAUUCAGAUUUUGUUCUCUUAGGAGUGGAGGUGGAGUCUUAAAGCUGCUGUGCUAAUUGAAUGCUUCGAUUAAAAGUGACUUGAUUGUUUAGUAAAAGCUGCUAGCGACUAAGAAUCGACGGAUCAAUUUUUUAAAUAAUACUUUUAUUGUUCCUUAA
Messenger RNA from Populus euphratica (Euphrates poplar), 3459 nucleotides. Its product is annotated as putative pentatricopeptide repeat-containing protein At1g12700, mitochondrial. The transcript is spliced from 3 exons. Gene Ontology annotation, molecular function: protein binding; mRNA binding. NCBI's taxonomy places the organism in Eukaryota, Viridiplantae, Streptophyta, Magnoliopsida, Malpighiales, Salicaceae. The record is from RefSeq and is a predicted model, not a curated record. Bases 108 to 2177 code for a protein of 689 amino acids.